AUUGUGCUCCAGCAGAGGUUCUCUCUCUCUCUCUCUCUCUCUCUCUCUCUCUCUCUCUCUCUCUCUCUCUCUCUCUCUCUCUCUCUCUCUCUCUCUCUCACACACACACACACACACAUACUCUCACUUUCUCUGUGUCUGUUAUGUUUCUGUAUUAUACUUUUGAUGUACUGUAAUACUUCUGGACUAUAGUUGUUUGGAAUUUUGUAAGUGUAGCUUGUAGGAUUUAGUGAUGUUUAUUAGAACUGUAAUAUCACCUUCAUAACUAUAUGUUCAUGAAUGUGUAAUUAUACCUGCAACAGCAGGCUGUCAUGUUGGAAACAAUGUUGAUAAAGUAGUUCAGACAGAUGUACUUAACUCUGCCUUUCACAUUGUGCAUCGUCUACAGAAGACUGAAUAAAGACGAAGAGGAAUAAGUAGUUACUCCCGUAUACACUCUACUGGUGUGAGUGUAUAGGUGAGUACAUACUGGUUGUAAAAUAUGUCAGUGCAGGCUAACAAGUUUGAGUCUUUCUUUUGUGAAAUGGAGGUUCAUGCAUUAUUGGUUAUCACAAGAGGGCAAGGGAGCAUGAAUCCCUGACACCACAGAAACGAAAACUUGAAGUGAAACAAAAUUGUGACCAGUGACAACAUAAUGCUCUCUGCAGUCUCACCACUAGAUGGCACUAAAUCCUACACACUGUAGGUUUAAGGCUGCUUCCCUUGUUAGGUUGGCAGCUGUACAUGCUGCAUACUGUAAGAAUUUAGACACUUUUUGUGUUAAGUAAAAUAUUCCAGGUUGUGCCAUGAUCUCUGUGUGUAGUAAGAAAUUAUAAUUCAGAUGACUAAAGAUUCUUUUUUUUUUUUUUAUGUAAAUGGUGUCUUCUGUCCUUUUCAUAGGUUUUACUCUCAGCUUUUUCAGAAGUGGCUUUGCAUAAAACAGUGAAUUAGACUUGUGUACUUGUACUUAUGGAUGUUUUCUUUUACAUGUGCUGCCACACCCAAAAAUCACACCCUGUCUUGCCAUUCUAAAUCUGUGCUUUAUUGUGUCAGUGCCUGCUGAGUGCACAACCUUUGUACUUGCAACAUUCUCUGUUUUUGAACCAGGAACACCCAUGUAGGCUGAGUUAGCUGCAUGUGAUUUUCUUGAGUAGCUUGUUUCAGGUGGGCCUUAAAUCUUAGGCAGUGCGAUGGCCUCCGGGCUGAAUUUCACCUCUGCUACGUGUCAAAAAUGAUGGGGAUUUUUUUUUUCUCUUCACUCACAUGUGCUCCACUUUCACUUGCUAGUAUAGCGUGUCAGCUGCUGUUUUACUUGGAGGAAAAAUUUUUUUUUUUUUUUUUAAGACCUGUCAGUACCAAGCACAUGUCUCAACAGGCACGUUUGUAAUAUUUUGCAAAGUAGGCGGCAUUCUGAAAGCCAUGAAGCGUGGGUGUUUUGUCUGGUUCUGCUGCGCUCUGGGUGAGACGGCGAUCCGUGACUGUAACAUUGUCAGGAUUAUGCGCUGAUGAGGAGGUGUUGGAAAUCCUUCCUGAUUUGGGAAUGUUUCAGUCCAACUGUUUGACUUCACGAUCAGUAGUUGCAGGAAGGAGCUAGAAUGUUCUAUUCUAAUCACGAUCAGUAGUUGCAGGAAGGAGCUAGAAUGUUCUAUUCUAAUCACGAUCAGUAGUUGCAGGAAGGAGUUAGAAUGUUCUAUUCUAAUCACGAUCAGUAGUUGCAGGAAGGAGCUAGAAUGUUCUAUUCUAAUCAUGAUCAGUAGUUGCAGGAAGGAGUUAGAAUGUACUAUUCACGAUCAGUAGUUGCAGGAAGGAGUUUUACUGAGAAUGAGUGGAUCGAUGGUGUGACUAACACUCAGAAGAACUGCCACUGUUUGGAAUGUGGACUUACAGGUACUUUUCAGCUUCUCAUGGGUGUGGGUUUGACUUGUGUACCGAACAGUAAUUUAAAGGUGUAACCAUGGUGAAUAUAAAACGGAGUAAAGUGGAGGUAUAGCCAAGAGGGUGGAACUGACAGGUUGGGGGGGGGGGGGGGGUGUUGUCAGGGAAGUGAGACGGUGCCUGCAACACACUGUCAGAGCGCAGACAUGGACACAGCACAAGAAAGACAACAAGCCAUCGGCACAGACUUCUAACAUUGGCUACUUUUUCUGAAUACAGAAAGAACUGGACCAUUUCUAAACCUCUCCCUGUUUGCUCUGUAUGUAGGAGAGAGGUUUUUGUUUUUUGGGGUUUUUUGCUGAGCUCAUCAUCACCAUGCUGUGUCCUGCUGCUGCAGCACUCUGCCUCCUGGCAGCACUCGGCUCAGGCCUUUGCCUUUCACAGGAAGACUUUGCUCUCUGCAGUCACUGCUUUUACAGACAGACGCCUCCUCAGGGAACCUCAGAAGGGCUGCGUCCCUUCUGCUACACGCUGCCCAGGGGACAAGUGUUUGCCACCCUUUACAAGUCAACAUGUGACGGAGCUGUCUACUCUGCCUUCCUGCUCAGCCAUGGGUGGACAGAAAGACUGGGAGAGGAGGUGGACCAACCUGUGACGGUGGCAGCAGAAGACAACAUUAAAGUAGCAGUGCCUGCUCUGCUCAGAGGAGCCGUGGGCCAGUCACAUGAUGAACACUGGAACCCAGCCCUUCAGACGAGCAUCACUUCCCAGUGCAGCAGUGUAAAAGGAGAUCUCUACAUCCUUACAGGAAAUGGAAGGAUUGAUUCUAGUGGGGAUGGAGGUGAGGAGUGUCAGCUGAACCUGCAGUGGUCUGCGGUCUGCUGUGCAGCCCCAGAGGGAAAGGAGAGCUUCAGUGUGGGAUUAAUCCACGAGCCAAGAGGAGACGACAGGACAGUUAGCAUAAAGGAGCUGGAAGAGAUUCUAGGAGCUGCUCAGAUGUUCUUUGAAGACUGCAGAGGAACCAGUGGGGGCCUUCCGGUUGCCACAGUGGAUCUUCACAGUGAAGCGCUGCCUGGAAAUGUGCAUUCUGAUAGUACAGGAGAAGAAGUGGCUUCAGCUGUUACAGACCAACAGUAUGACGAUGAUGCAGCCACGAGCAGAGGUGCAUCACUGCCUGCAGAGCAUGGAGAAAACAAUGAUGCUCAGCCAGAAGAGGCUCAAAAAGCUUCUUCAGCAGAGACGGAGGUGAGAUCAGAGAGCGGCAGUGAGGCACAGCAGGAUGUGACCCAUGCUGGAGCUGAGAGAUCAGAGAUUUCAGAGUCUUCAGAGGGCGAUGUGGAAACAACGGAGACAGGCACAAAUUCCAGCAGCACUCUGAUGUACAUCAUCUCCACCACCUUGUCCAUCUGUAAGGCUCCUCUGCGUCCUGUGGUCUCCACCAUCACGCAGUUACCCGGACAGGUGGGUUACGUUCUCAAGGAGGACCUAGGAGUUCUGUCUGCUUUGCCAGGAGAGACCUGCUCCCUGCUCUACCUUGUGACCUCUGACCUCUUGUCUUGGGUAUGGUCAGCGGUGGACACGCUGCUAGGUGUCUGGGGGACCUGUGUGUCAAGUGCCUUCGGCUGUAUUUCCUCCAUGCUGGGAGAGCUGCUGACCAGUUGCUACGCCGGCGUCACCGGCCUCGGGACCCUGCUCGGUAACACCUUGGGGAUCUUUGGUGAUGCACUGGAUAACGCUUGGUGGGUGACCAGGUUCUUUGGAGGGCGGCUCUGGGAGAACAGCGAGGGUUAUAUGGGAUCGGUGGUGUCAGAGAUGGGGGGUCAAGUGAAAGCUGUAGGUGGAGGGGUGGGGAGGCUGCUGUGGAGAGGCGGAGCUGGAGUCAUCAAUACUGUGAAGCAUGGUGGGGGCUUCAUCAUAGGAACGCUGGAAGUGUUUUUUGGGGCAAUGAAAGAGGCUUUUGGGCAGGAGUCAGAAUGAAGGAGGAACAGUCAGACUUCAGAUUAUGGCCAUUUGUAACAAAUUUCAUCAAACGCUUUCUUUGGUGUUUCAUUUUUUUUAAUGUCUUCGGGACAUGAGUGUGACUAAAAACAAUUUAGACACUAUUGGAUGUGCCUUGUCAUUACAGAAGGAUUGCCACA
Molecule: messenger RNA, 3992 nt
Organism: Thalassophryne amazonica
Lineage: Eukaryota; Metazoa; Chordata; Actinopteri; Batrachoidiformes; Batrachoididae
Exons: 3
Coding region: 2230-3831 (533 amino acids)
Source: RefSeq, a predicted model, not a curated record